This is a messenger RNA of Scleropages formosus (Asian bonytongue), 5441 nucleotides long. Its product is annotated as rho GTPase-activating protein 29-like. Bases 656 to 4603 code for a protein of 1315 amino acids. Gene Ontology annotation, cellular component: cytoplasm. The transcript is spliced from 24 exons. Gene Ontology annotation, molecular function: GTPase activator activity. Gene Ontology annotation, biological process: signal transduction; activation of GTPase activity. Lineage: Eukaryota; Metazoa; Chordata; Actinopteri; Osteoglossiformes; Osteoglossidae. The record is from RefSeq and is a predicted model, not a curated record.
AAAAUGUGCGUAGGGAAUCUAUGUAGAAAAAUUCCGAGUGGAUAUAGCAUUAUUUUUAUGUCUUUGACAUAUAUGUACUGUAUGUCACCUUUAUUUGUCUGGUGUAAAAUGGGAGCAGUGUGUGCCUUGUUGUAUUAAAUAGGGAUUGGUCAGUCAUUUUCACGUUUCAGUAUUUUGGAAAUGGUCCAAAAAGCCACAACUUAAAUUUGCACCUGAGGGGCGCCGCCGCGAGGGGCACAGCGAAGGACACCCAUUCGCCCGUCGCUCCGUCCCCCGGUCCCCAGCGAACCAAUCAGAAGUUGUCUGGCGUGUCACGUGGGGGAGGAGGCGACUCGCUGCUGUCGAGCACGGUGAAUCAGAAUUCGAACUUUGGCGAAAGAGCGACACUGCAAACAGUGCAGCAGUAGAGCGGCGUUACACUGUCACACUGCAGCUGUCACUGUCAUCCCGAAAGCGGGGCCCGAAGGGGGGAUUUGCUGCACCGCUCCACACAGGGGUUUUUGGAUUUGCUCGCAGUGCCAUGUUACAGCGGAGACGCUCAGGGUCAGCUCUUUGCACACGGGGGCCCUGUGGCACUCACCGGUAACAAGGUCCGGACCUCGCUGGGGAAGAGCCUUUCGGCGUGGUGGCGGCAUCAGCGGCAGCAGCGGAGGGGAUGUCACGUCACAGCAACGGCAGUGGGACUAAACGCUCCCUGGGCAUCACCAACCUAUUCCCCCUGCCGCCGGGUUCGGGGACCUGGGGCAUGGGCCGGAGUUCCAAGCGCAGCUCCUCAGGAUCUCUGAGCCCUGGCCUGGACUCAGUGGACAGCCCAGAUGUGGACCCCAGCUACAUCUUGCAGCUGGUCAACGAUGUGCGCCAGUUUGCUGAAGUGCUCCUGCGCCUCAAGGAGACCUUCCAGUCUGAAGAGAAUCAAGACUGUCUGCACCAGGUGGUUCACGAGCGACUUGGAGAGCUGCUGCGGGUGCUGAAGGCUCUCAUCAGCAAACACCAGACCCUCAACUCGGUGGACAUCCUCAGCGCUGCAGGGACCGUGAUCGCCAAGGUCAAAGGUGUUAACUUCAGGGAUGUGAAUGAAGAAAACAAAAGAAAUCUUUUUGAUGAAAUAUACACUUCUAUUGACACUUUAGCAUUCACAUUUGGCAAUGUAGUGUCUGACUUCCUUAUGGGAGAUGUAGACAGAGAAUCAGUGCUGGGACUCCGCCGGACUCUCAAAAGCAGGUCUUUUGAGAACCUGUCGGUGGAGUCUCCGGGAUCCAUUUCCGAGAAGGAUGACCUUCCAGGCACGCCGCGGGCUCAGGAGGUGGACUGCGCACUUCUGGGCAGCGACAGCGGCGUGGAGUCAGCAUUGCUCUACGCCAAGGCCUGGUCCAAGUAUGCCAAAGAGCUGCUGGCCUGGGUGGAGAAGAGGCUGAGCCUAGAUAUCGAAUGUGCAAAGAGCUUUGCAAAAAUGGCCGAAUCUGCAAAGGCACUCGCAAGUCAGCAGGACUAUAUGCCAUUCCAGGACUUUUAUAUCUCCGCGUUUCAAAAUGACAUUGAAUACAGUCAGUUUGUGCUGCAAACAGCUUCCGCUCUUCAGACCAACAAAUUUACUCAGCCUCUGUUGUCCAGAAAGAAUGAACUGGAUAAACUUAGGAAAGAAAUGAAGGAGCAAUGGCAAAGAGAGCAAAAGAAAAUGCAAGAAGCCGACUGCGCCCUGAAGAAAUCCAGGCUGCUGCAGAUCCAGAGGCAGGAGGAGCAUGAGAGGGCUCGCACGUCCACCAGCCGCGCGGAGGAGGAGCUGGUGGGCAGCGGAGGCAAGCAGCUGGAGAAGAGGAGGAGGCUGGAGGAGGAGGCGCUGCAGAAGGCAGAAGAAGCCAAGGAACAGUACAAAGCGUGUGUUGCAGACAUGGAGGUGAAGAAAGUGGAUCUGGCCAAUGCCAAGAGCGAAAUUCUCGCUCAGAUCCGGGAGCUGGUGUUCCAGUGCGACCUGACUUUGAAAGCGGUGACGGUGAACUGGUUUCAGAUGCAGCAAGCCCUGGCCGCCUCCCUGCCGGUCCACUACCAGACCCUUUGUGAGAGCGCCAAGCUGUACGAGCCAGGUCUGCGCUACUCCGACUUUGUAAGGAGCCUCCCCAAAGACAGGGUUCGAGUGGACGCCCUCUCCUUCGAUGUUCCCAGCCUCCAGAACACCGGGUUACCCCCGACUAAGCGACAAACAAGCAGCAGCCACUCCUCUCACGGAAACCUGUCUCAGGUGUCGGCCACAUCGGGCGACUUCCACAGCACUCUCGAGGUUGACUGUCCGGCUCACACACGCCUGGGACGGAAGAUUGGGGAAAGGCGCUCCAACAGCAGCACUGACAUCCAAGCGCUGCGGAUCCAGGGCCCGUUCCGAGCGUGGAGUACGGGCAGCCAGGGAGGGGGGAUGUGCAGCGACUCCGAAAGUGCUGGGGGGAGCAGCGAGUCCCGCUCCAUGGACUCCCCAACUGCCAGCCCAGGCGAUUUUAAAAGGAGGCUCCCCAGAACCCCCUCCACAGGCACCAUGUCCUCAGCAGACGACCUGGAUGAGAGAGAGCCCCCGUCCCCAUCAGAUCUGGGUAUGAGUGAGAUGGUGGCGGAGACCAGUUCCCCUGGACCUUUCCGAAAUGCACACAUGUCUAAAGCUGCCCAGACCCACAGGCUGCGGAAGCUGCGGGCCCCUUCCAAGUGCCGCGAAUGUGAUGGUUUGGUCGUGUUCCAUGGUGCAGAGUGCGAAGAGUGUUCCCUCGCUUGUCAUAAGAAGUGCCUGGAAACACUGGCCAUCCAGUGCGGCCACAAGAAACUGCAGGGGCGACUGCACCUCUUUGGCAUUGACUUCAGCCAAGCCGCCAGGAACAACCCGGACGGCAUUCCGUUCAUCAUCAGGAAGUGCACCUCAGAGAUCGAGAACCGGGCCCUGAAUAUCAAGGGGAUCUACCGCGUGAACGGAGCCAAGUCCCGAGUGGAGAAGCUGUGCCAGGCAUUUGAAAAUGGGAAGGACUUGGUGGAACUCUCUGACCUGUACCCCCAUGAUAUAAGCAACGUACUUAAGCUCUACCUCCGACAGCUUCCGGAGCCACUCAUCUUGUUUCGCUACUACAAUGACUUCAUUGGCCUGGCGAAGGAGAGCCAGAGUAUACUCUCGGACGAGGUGGACAGGGGCCGCAGCACUGCGAAGACUGAACAGGCCCAGAUCAGUGUCGAGCUCAACCGGGUCCUCUUCAAAAUCAAGGACCUGCUCCGACAGCUGCCCCUGGCACAUUACAGAACCCUGCAGUUCCUCAUAGGACACUUAUACCGAGUGACAGAGAAGGCAGAUGAGAACAAAAUGACCGCCAGCAAUUUGGGGAUCAUCUUUGGGCCAACGCUGAUCAAGCCCCGGGGGGCGGAUGCUGACGUGUCACUGUCCUCGCUGGUGGACUACCCCUACCAGGCUCUCAUUGUGGAGCUGCUCAUCCGUCACUAUGAGAAGAUUUUUGAUGUCCCUGCUGGCCUGCCGCCAGGCCACGGCCUUGCCCCGAUGAAGGAGAGUUCCCCCAUGUCAGCGAAGGGGAGCCUGCCUAGGGCCACUCCCCGUGAGAAGGAGCAGCAGCUCAGUAGGCACUCAAAGUCCCUGGUUGACAUCAAGGAGGAGAGCACCAAAGUAUACAAAAGGCACACGUCUGUUAUUCCUUCCAAUCAUCUGCUAGAUGAGGUAGAAGGAGUACAGUCCAGCUCGGAGUGGAAGGGAAUUACCCCUGCUACGGGUUCAGGUCCAGAGGGACUCAACGGGCUUCCCGCUGGCAGCAAAGAUGCUGAGAGACUUUCUCCAGCACCUGGCACGCCCCACCACGGCACAACCAAAGUACAGCUGCGACCCCUACGGACAAAGAUGGUGUCUCGGCCCACGAGCGUACCUGUGGAGCGCCUGCUGAACGCGGCCAAGGUGAGCGAGGCCAACUCCAGGAACAGCUUGGAGUCUGAGCGCAGCCCUCCAAUACAGGAAGUGGAUGAGUCUGACAAGCCCAGCACCAGACUUGGCAACUACAGUCGCAACAAUUAUAGCAACACGCAGACUCUCAGGAGAACGUGGGAUAAGCAGUACAAGCACUACAGCGUCACCCCUAGGACAGCGAUGAUCGUGGCUAACAUUGCUCCAGACCAUGAAGCUGGUGACGGUGGGAAGCUGUCCUCUUCCAUGUCCCCUCAGUACACCCAAGGAGGCAUGGGGAGCCUCAAAAAAGACGACGUCCUGAGUGAGCACAGUCCUACAACUGCCACCUCAAGGGCACCCCGAACGUUGCAGCCUCCACCCGGAACCUUCUACAAGCCUUCUCCGAGCAACAGAACACGGCCACUUACUGACACGGAGGUGAAGACGAGCGCUUCACCCACCAGUAGUGUGCCAGAGGCAGACUUAGAGGUAGAGGAGUCUGUGGAUGGGGUGUCUGUGGAUGGGAUGCCUGUGGACAUGGAGCUCAGCCCCACCGCUAAGCCCCCAGUGCCUCCAUCUGCUGGUUCGAGCCAAGAGCCCACCACCCAAAGCGAAGCAAAGCCGCUGUACCAGAGACUUCGGUCCCGUCGCCUGCAGGAGCUCGAGCACAGGGAAGCCCAUUUCGUAUGAUGGCUCUGGUUAAUAAAUACACAAACAAAUGUGCCAUACCACAUACAUGAAGAUUUCUUCAUCCAAAAUGAACAAAAAUGACAUUUCUCGAGCUGUGAAAAAGAACCAUGGAAGUGUUACAUAUAUUUAUAUAUAUAUUCCUACUAAUCUCUUUGCCACGGUUUGUGAAAUAAAAAUCGAGACAUGUCCUGACAAUAAUAAAAUAUGCACUUAGUUAAAAAUGUAUAUUUGUAUGUAACAUACAAGAUGCAGCUAUGUCUCAAGGGUUCUUCAAAAAAGGAAGCUGACCAUUUCUACCGUUUCCAUUUACUGCCAUUUUUACCGCACCUGUAAAAAUUGCAAAGAUGUUUUUCCACCCUUUAAGAUAUAUGUUUCAACAGCAACAUAUCAAAGAUAAUCUUUAAGCAUUUUAUGAGAACAAAACAGAUUUGUAAAGUUAUUUUUUUAGUGUUUGUGCAUUUUUGCCAAAAAACUGUUUGAUUUGUUGUAUUUUUGUAAUGCCACUUUAUCAUAAAUAUUAUGGUGCACUUGCUUGGCUUUAGGAAUCAAACAUACAGUUGUUUUUCCCAUGCUGAAAUACCUUUCAGUGUGUUUAAAUAAGAUCCAUGACCAUGUGUCUGAGAAGUGGAAGUUAAUUUUGUCUGUGCUCAUAAACCUAUGCUUAAGUUAAGCCUCAGUGAGUGCAUCUGAUAAUUUAUGUAUGCUGUGUAUUGGUUUUAAUGUUGUAUGCACCACCUGUAAGGAGUGUUUGUUGCAAAAUGUAUUAACUUUAUUCCCAUCUUGUAAUAGUUCUUAUGCCCAUAAACUGCUUUUGUAAGAUAUUAAAAAUAUAGUUCAU